Panicum virgatum (switchgrass) is the source of this 3376-nucleotide messenger RNA. Its product is annotated as putative disease resistance protein RGA3. The transcript has 4 exons. The coding region runs from base 180 to 2528 and encodes 782 amino acids. Gene Ontology annotation, biological process: defense response to other organism. Gene Ontology annotation, molecular function: ADP binding. Lineage: Eukaryota; Viridiplantae; Streptophyta; Magnoliopsida; Poales; Poaceae. The record is from RefSeq and is a predicted model, not a curated record.
GGGAACCACCAUAUAGCCGGAAAAUAUGGUUAAGUGUCAACAAGGACUAUAAUGACACUGAGAUAUUGAAAAGAGCUAUUACCGAAGCUGGUGGGAACCACCAUAUAGCCGGAAAUACAAAAGCCACGCUAGAGCGAACCCUCGUAGAAGCCUUGAAGGGACAUAAGACCUUAUUGAUAAUGGAUGAUGUUUGGGACUGCCGUGCAUGGGAUGGUGUGCUCCGAACUCCGCUGGUCAAUGCUACCCUAGCUCAUGGCAUCCGAAUCCUCCUCACCACAAGGCAUGACACAGUUGCGCAAGGGAUGAUGGCGGAGAAGCCCCAUCAUCAUGUCAAUAAACUUGAGCCCGAAGAUGCAUGGUUGCUGCUCAAAAAGCAGGUAGUUGGAAAUGAAAAUGAUGAAGCCCAGAUUGAACUGCUCAAAGAUAUUGGAAUGGAAAUCAUAGCACAAUGUGAUUGUUUACCACUUGCUAUCAAAGUAAUAGGAGGUCUCCUACGCCAGAAAAGGACCAGCCGGCGAGACUGGAAAAAUGUCCAAAAUGACUCGAUUUGGUCAGUAUCCCAAAUGCCUGAAGAGCUAAACUAUGCAAUAUAUCUUAGCUAUGAAGAUUUGAGUCCUAGUUUGAAGCCUUGCUUUCUUCAUUACUCCCUCCUUCCCAAGAGCAGAGUAUGCUUCACCGAUGAGAUUAUUGGCAUGUGGAUUAGCGAAGGAUUUGUUCAUGGAGCCUCUUGUGACUUAGAGGAAAUAGGACAAGAGUACUAUGAUGAGUUGAUACAGAGGAACCUUAUUGAGCCUAAUUUAGAGUACGUUGGUAAAAUAGUCUGCAACAUGCAUGAUGUUGUCCGUUCAUUUGCUCAAUACGUAGCUAGGCACGAAGCAUUAAUAGUACAGAACAAGGAAAUUCAUAUUGCUGACAAAAUCAAUUCACAGAAGUUUUUACGCUUAUCUCUGGAAACAAGAGGAUCAGAAUCAGAUGACUUAGAGUGGUAUUCAUUACAAGCACAAACAUCACUGAGAACACUAAUAUCAGUUGGGAAUAUAAGAAUCAAACCUGGUGAUUCGUUGCUUGCUUUUUCAAAUUUACGGACACUAUACAUGGAAGAUGCAAGUUUUGAUGGAUUAUCUGAAUCUUUGAAUCAACUGAAACACUUGAGGUAUUUAUCCACAAAAGGAGCUAACAUAUCUAGGCUGCCAGAAAAUAUUGGUAAAAUGAAACUCCUGCAAUAUAUUAUCCUUUAUGGUUGUAACAGUUUGGUGAAUCUUCCAGAUUCCAUUGUAACGCUGCAACACUUGAGGUGUCUUAACAUUCGUAUGACAGGAAUAAGUAGCAUACCUAAGGGUUUUCAUAGGCUAACAAAUCUGAGGACUUUAUAUGGGUUUCCAGCACAUAUGGAUGGUGAUCGGUGUAACCUUGAAGAACUGGGACCUCUCUCCCAGCUCACUAGGCUUAUUAUAAGUGGCUUAGAGAAUGUGUCUUCUUCCUCAUUUGCAACAAUGGCCAGGAUUGGUGAAAAGGUGCAGCUGAGCUUUGUGUCCUUACAAUGCACAAGUAGAAUCAGACAUGAUGGCCAGUUGGUAAAAGAUGAAGAAGGCAUUCCUGAGGAGCAGCAGCGACAAAUCGAGGAGGUAUUUAAUGAGCUCCGCCCUCCGUCUGGUUUAGAAACCCUCUCAAUCACAUGGUACUUUGGUCAGCGGCUCCCAAGGUGGAUGAUGUCAACAGAAGUUGUGCACCUAGGGAGCUUAAGGACUCUAAUGGUGGAUGACCUGGACUGUUGCACGAAGCUUCCUGAUGGCUUAUGUCAGCUCCCCUGCUUGGAAUUCCUACAGAUUGUUCGUGCCCCAGCGAUCAAGCGUGUUGGGCCCGAAUUCCUACAACCAAACCAUCACUGCCAUAACCAUUUCCAGCUAGGGGUUUCAUUCCCCAGAUUGAGUGAGCUGAAAUUUUGUGAACUGGUCGAGUGGGAGGAAUGGAAGUGGGAGCUGCAAGUGAAAGCCAUGCCCAUCUUGGAGAAGCUUAAACUCGAGAAGUGCAAGUUGAGGUACGUGCCUCCUGGCCUUGCCUUCCACGCAAGGGCUUUGAAGAAACUAUGCAUAUAUGAUGUGAAGCAUCUAAGCUCUUUGGACAACUUUACUUCUGUUGCUCACCUUGAGGUGUUUCGAAACGCUGACCUGGAGAGGAUCAGUAAUCUGCCAAAACUGCAGAAGCUCAUCAUCGAAAAGUGCCCGAAGCUGAAGGUAUUGGAGGGCAUUCCUGCGCUACAGAGACUCAAUCUUCUUGAUGAUGACAUGGAAAUAGGCCCCAAAUAUCUGCAAGAUAUAAAGCCAGGGCACUUGCUGCUGGAAUGCAGCUUGCAGUUGCUCACUUCCAUAGCAGCGGGGAAAUCUAGUCCCGAGUGGGACAAGUUCAGCCAUAUCCAACAAGUCAAGGCAUAUGCAGACGAUGCAGGCAUUUCGAGGAAAUGGUACGUGCUGUACACAAGGGAUCCUUUCCACUUGGAGACAAAUAUCAGCCUCUCUGCCAUUGACUGAGCUCGCAACGAGUGCAAGUGGCCGGUAGGACGACGUGCAUCUACUGACAAACGUCAGCCCCUGUGUCUAUGCUUCAGGUAUAGGAUGCGGCAUGGCGGUCAAUGACGCGAGGUGAAGGUCAGGUGAAAGAUUCAUGCUGAAAGACCAUGGUGAAGGAUGGACGCGAGUAGGCUCGGAGAAACGAAAAGUUCACGUCGAGGGACAAGACGGUGAAGAGUGAAUGCGAGUAGGCAUGGACCGAGGGACCCGAAGAGGCCGGCGGAGUCAUGGGCGGUGCACAUGGUGCACGGAAGAGUAAUAGUACAUGGUUAUGAAGACGGCGUCGGCCAAGUCAGUGAGGACGAUGGCGAGUCAAGUAGGUGGCCCAUGCGGCGGGCGUGCGCGAACGACUUGAAGGCGUCAAGGCUUGGUGCAAGGUCAGACACGCGUCGUCAUCGGCGGUUUGACCGGUUUGGGCCUCAAAACCGGGGGCGGACGCGGUCAAGGUCCGGGCGGAGGGCACGUGACGUCAUUGCGAAGGUUGCGUCGAGGCGAAGUAAAGUUGUGAAGGCGGUGUGUUUGUCCGGUGUUUAUAUAAAAAGUUGGACGAAUUUGCCCUGCAUGGGUGUUAUUGUAAUUAAUAUUGUAGGGGUAUUAAUGUCUUCUGGAGGAGACUUAGAGGAUAAGAAGAGGGGAAUGGACAGUCAUUCAACUCAGUCGACCAGUUACAGUCGCCCCAUACUUCUCCCUCUCAGUUCCUCUCUUUUUUUUUUUUCCCUUCUCCUCUUCACUUUGGGUUAGGAAUUGAGAUGGAUUUUUGAGUUUUUAUAUCUCAGAUUUAUAGGAAAGGAGGCCUUUCCCUCCUAGGG